This is a messenger RNA of Oryzias latipes (Japanese medaka), 2124 nucleotides long. RefSeq names its product general transcription factor IIE, polypeptide 1, alpha (gene gtf2e1). Lineage: Eukaryota; Metazoa; Chordata; Actinopteri; Beloniformes; Adrianichthyidae. Gene Ontology annotation, biological process: transcription initiation at RNA polymerase II promoter. The record is from RefSeq and is a predicted model, not a curated record. Gene Ontology annotation, cellular component: transcription factor TFIIE complex.
AAUUUAUCACUUCCGGGUUAGCUUCUACUCCAACGCUGUGAAGCACAGAACUUAUGCUAGCUGUUUGGGGUUUUGCGACUACAAAAUGUAUCUAUCUGUCUGUCUUUAAUGAAAAUAUAAGAGACAUUGGUGUGAAAUGACCGGAGAAGUUGGUUCUUCUGUUUUUUUGUGAGGAGCAGGAAUAGCUUCGGCUGGAGUUCUGAAGAUGAUCGAACCCGACGUCCUGACGGAGGUCCCAGCGGCGCUGAAGCGCUUGGCCAAACAGGUCGUUCGCGGCUUUUACGAGGUGGAGCACGCCCUGGCGCUGGACGUGCUCAUCCGUAAUCCCUGCGUGCGCGAGGAGGACAUGCAGGAGCUGCUCAAGUUCGACCGCAAACAGCUGCGCUCUGUGCUCAACACCCUGAAGGCAGACAAGUUCGUCAAGUGCCGCAUGAGAGUGGAGACGGCUCCUGAUGGCAAGACGACGAGGCACAACUACUAUUUCAUCAACUACAGAGUUUUGGUCAACGUAGUCAAAUACAAACUGGACCACAUGCGACGGCGCAUUGAGACGGAUGAACGAGAUUCCACCAACCGGGCCUCCUUCAGGUGUCCCUGCUGCUCCUCCGCCUUCACCGACCUGGAAGCCAACCUGCUCUUUGACAUGAUGACAGGGACGUUUCGCUGCACCUUCUGCCAGACUGAGGUGGAGGAGGACAGUUCUGUCUGUCCCGACGGCAGGACUCUGGUGGCUCGAUUCAACGAGCAGAUCGAGCCCAUCUACGCGCUUCUACGUGAAACCGAAGACGUCAACUUGUCCCAUGACCUGCUGGAGCCGGAGCCCGCAGAGAUCCCUGCUCUCAAACAGAGUCGGGAACGCGCAGCGGCGGCGGCGGCAAACGCCGCCGGUGGACAGCACCGGGAGGCUUGGUCCACCAAGGGAGCGUCCUAUUCAGACCUGUACACCCAGAACGUGGUCAUCAGCAUGGACGAGCAGGACGCGCAGCAGAAGGCGAUCGGCGAGGCCAAGGCCCUGAAGGAGCGGCCGGUGUGGUUGACCCAGAGCACCGUCCAGGGGGCUUACAGCGACGCAGACGCCCUCAAGAGCGAUGGAGCCGCUCUGCCUGGGGCUCAGGACGGAGCUGCAGCUCGCGAUCAGACAGACGAAAACGAGGAGGUGAUGCGCGCCCUCCUCAUCCACGAGAAAAGGGCCGGCGCAGGACCAGGGGUGGGCGGAGCCGGCGCCUCCUCCAGACCUGCCGCGUCCUCCGCCCUCAACGCCAGUGACUCAGAGAGCGACACCAGUGAAUCAGAUGACGAGUUCCCCGCAGGUCCUCCUCCCAUCGCAGCCGCACGGCGCCCAGAGGAGGACGAAGAGGACGAGGACGACUUCGAGGAGGUGGGGGACGAGCCCAUGGUGAUGGUGGGAGGUCGGCCGUUCUCCUACAGGGAGGUGAGCCAGAGGCCCGAGCUGGUGGAGCAGAUGUCUGCGCAGGAGAAGGAGGCUUACAUCGAAAUGGGACAGAACCUUUUCCAGGACAUGUAUUUCUGAGCCCGGCUCACACCCAGUGUUCAUCUGAUGGCGGCGGCUGGAGGACCUGUGCACACGUGCACGUGUUUAAACUUUAGCAGAGGAAAGCUGUCAUCUGUUAGGGAGGUGUCCCUCCUGCAGUAUUUUAUCCAUCUGCAGUGUUUGGAAAGAUGAUGUCCUCAACACAAACAUCCUGGUGGCAGAUCCACCCAAAGUCUGUCUGCAGCCUUUACAGCUUCCUGUCUCCUUUUUGGGAGGAGGAAGAGGAGUUGGAUUGGCUGCUGAAGGACUUCUUCAGAGUUGAGACUCCUUCAGCAGCGAUGCCGCUCAAAAGACAGGAUUAAAAAAAAAAGUCUAAAUUAGUUCCACACAGAGUUUUAUAGCAGUGAUUUACAGUUAGAUGCUGAGAAUAAAAGUCAGUGUGGGUUCAGUAUUAAGUGAAAACAUGUUCAGAGUUACAUCCUUUUUUUCCAUUGCAUUUUGUCUUCAUGCUGCGUUCUUAAAUUUCCUGCUAAAAUGCCAAACUUGCAGUUUGUGGGAAUCAAAGCAGUGGAUGGCAGCGGCUAAUUUCCCUUUAAUACGAGUUUUUUGUCAAUAAAACUUUUGUUCUGAAG